This is a messenger RNA of Carica papaya (papaya), 1168 nucleotides long. RefSeq names its product phosphatidylinositol 4-phosphate 5-kinase MSS4-like protein. Lineage: Eukaryota; Viridiplantae; Streptophyta; Magnoliopsida; Brassicales; Caricaceae. The record is from RefSeq and is a predicted model, not a curated record.
AAUUAUUCAUGCCAUGAAUUUCAUUCCACCUUAACCAGAUUUUCUUCUUUUAAAAAUAUUAAUAAUUCCACCAUUCAUCAUCCCCUCCAUAGCUACCCCUACAAUUAAAGAAAAAAAAGUUGAAAGGAAGAAUGAAUACUCACUAUAUAUAUACAUAUACAUAAUACAAAUAUGAUUUGCUAGAAAAUAUAUAUUUUAGGUUACUCAUCAUUCUCCCAUUCCCAUUCAAGAUCACCAAAAACUAAAAGCCUCUCUCUCUCUCUCUCUCUCUUAUGAAAACACCAAUAGCACAGAGUAGAACACGAUCAAAACAUAUACAGACUAGUGAUAUAUAUAUCUAGUAUAUGAUGAAGAACACGAUCAGGUGCUGCAUCUCUUGCAUUUUACCGUGCGGAGCACUGGAUGUAAUCCGCAUAGUACACUCGAACGGACGUGUGGAGGAGAUCAGUGGCAGCAUCAGAGCCAGCGAGGUGAUGAAAACACAUCCCAAGCAUGUUCUCAAGAAACCCUCCUCCCCCAGCUCCGACGACGACGACGCCGCCUCCCUCGUUCCCAAGAUCGUCGUCGUCCCUCCCGACGCACAGCUCCAACGAGGCAAGAUUUACUUCCUCAUGCCCCUUCCUUCCGACCCACCUGAAAAAUCACGCUCCAGAUCAUCAUCGUCGAAGCGGACCAGAGACGACACCCACAACCACCACCGCCGCCAUCGUCGCCAAGGCAGCCAUGGAACCACCACCAACAAUGGCGGCGGCAGGAACAGAGACGACAGAAACAAUAGCAUCGCCGACGGAAGCAAUAUAAAUCUGUUGGUAUCGGAUCAGUACCUGAGUGAGAUACUGUCGGAGAAGAUGUCGACGCAGAGGGAUCGGAGAAGAGGAAGAAUUGGUGUUUGGAGACCACAUUUGGAGAGCAUAUCUGAAACUCCUUUUGAUUGAUUAAUUAAAAUUCUUCUUCUUAAUUUUCUUCAUCUUAGUUCCUUCUUAUUAAUUUUUUUCUUUCUGGGUCUUUGUUUAUUAUGAUCAUUCGUUUUAGAGGAUCAAGAUCCAUCUCUCUGGUUUUUGUUUAAAAAAAAAUAGAAAUUUGUGUAAAUAGAGGCAUAGAAAGAGCUAAAAUAAUAUGAAAUGAAAGAAAAAUAAAUUGCCGGUAGAGAUGCUGGGUUUAUAGUUAA